AUGUCAAAGAUUGCGAAUCUUGAUUUCAGUGCUUUGAAAAGCAAUGGUGACAACUACCUGGAAUGGGCGCUUGAUGCAAAGAUCAUGCUGCGAUCAAAAGAUCUUGGUGACACAAUCACCAAAGACAACAAUUCCAGUGACAAAGACAAGUAUAGAGCUAUCUACAUGAUACGCCACCAUCUCCAAGAGAACUUGAAAACUCAGUACAUGACCAUGGAAAAUCCAUAUGACCUUUGGAUCGCUUUACAGCGAAGAUAUGACCACCAGAAAACGGUGUUGCUUCCAAAGGCUCAAUAUGAUUGGAAACACAUAAGGUUCUUGGACUACAAAUCAGUAGACGAGUACAACUCAGUCCUGUUCAGAAUUGUGUCCUUGUUAAGGUUAUGUGGUGAAAAAGUAACCGAGGAAGAGAUGCUUAAUAAAACUCUCUCCACGUUUCCUCAAACCAACAUGGUAUUGCAACAGCAGUACAGAGAGAGGAAUUUCGCCACAUAUACUGAGUUGAUAGAAUGUCUCUUGUUGGCUGAAGCUAACAACGAACUGUUAUUGAAAAACAGUGAGAUGAGACCUCCUGGUACAGCUCCAUUACCCGACAUCUCUAAGCUGGCUAUAGAGCCAAAGAAAGAGAGUAACCUUGUCCAACACAAUGACCAUCCCGGUCCAAACCGUGGAAGAAGUCAAGGACGAGGUCGUGGUUCUUUUAAAGCACACGGGCGAGGACGUGGUCGCGGUACCACACCCGGCUUUAGCCGUGGUCGUGGCCGAGGCCGUAGUGUGUCUUUUAAACCACAGAUCAAAGCUGAUCGAUGCCACAGAUGUGGUAUGGGUAAUCAUUGGGCAAAGAAUUGCCGAACUCCUAAGCAUUUGUGUGAGCUUUACAUGGAGAGCUUAAAAAGAAACCCGGAAGCUAACAUGGUUCGAGACCCGGGAUAUGAUGGUGAUGAUGAUGAUGAUGACUUGGAAGACGUCCAGGAUCACCAGCACGAGUCAGACAAAGUUGAUCACAUGGAGUUUGAAAGUUCAGACAUACUAAAAUAA
Molecule: messenger RNA, 1038 nt
Organism: Brassica napus (rape)
Lineage: Eukaryota; Viridiplantae; Streptophyta; Magnoliopsida; Brassicales; Brassicaceae
Exons: 1
Coding region: 1-1038 (345 amino acids)
Molecular function (GO): zinc ion binding; nucleic acid binding
Source: RefSeq, a predicted model, not a curated record